GGCCCAGUGAGGGAGCAAGGAGAGCGAGGAGAGCAUGGUGAGGAAGGCUAUAAGGGCCAUAUGGGUGUGCCAGGACUCCGAGGUGCCACGGGACAACAAGGGCCCCCAGGUGAACCUGGCGACCAAGGUGGACAAGGACUGAAAGGAGAGAAAGGAGCUGAAGGUCCUAAGGGGAAAAAGGGAGUUCCUGGUCCUACUGGAAAACCUGGCAUUCCCGGACUUCCCGGCCUUCCUGGGCCAAAAGGCUUGCAAGGAUACCAUGGAGUAGAUGGCGUGUCAGGAGACCCUGGGAAGCCUGGGCCACUGGGAAAACGAGGACUUCCCGGUGUCACCGGAAGCCCAGGAAGAACAGGACUGACUGGAUCCCCAGGUCCUCGUGGAGGAAAGGGCUCAUCCGGCCUACCAGGAAACCCUGGUGUUCCAGGACCAAAGGGUGAACAAGGGCUAUCUGGUCAACCUGGAAUUCCAGGUAAAAGAGGUCAACGAGGAUCACAAGGUGACCAAGGACUACAUGGAGAGCCUGGUCUGAAAGGGCAGCCUGGAGAACAUGGUGAUCAAGGUUUGAGAGGUUUCCAGGGAUUCCCAGGCCCCAGA
Molecule: messenger RNA, 594 nt
Organism: Cricetulus griseus (Chinese hamster)
Lineage: Eukaryota; Metazoa; Chordata; Mammalia; Rodentia; Cricetidae
Source: RefSeq, a predicted model, not a curated record